Molecule: messenger RNA, 9301 nt
Organism: Portunus trituberculatus (swimming crab)
Lineage: Eukaryota; Metazoa; Arthropoda; Malacostraca; Decapoda; Portunidae
Product: 1-acyl-sn-glycerol-3-phosphate acyltransferase delta-like
Exons: 8
Coding region: 146-1315 (389 amino acids)
Cellular component (GO): endomembrane system
Molecular function (GO): 1-acylglycerol-3-phosphate O-acyltransferase activity
Source: RefSeq, a predicted model, not a curated record
GCCGGCCGCCCCCGUGUCUGGCUCCUCGCUGGGCUGAGGCGCUGAGGUGCGCAGUGCGGCAUCAGCUGAUACUAGACGACGCUGGACUGGACUGGACUGGAGCUGACCUUACACGCUGACCUAUGCUAGCCCCUUUUCAGACACCAUGUGGGAAUUGGAGGACUUCACCAAAAUUCGCAGGUGGUAUGCGCUGCACCUGCUGCUCUGUGUCACCUUCUUCAUAUCAGGCGUGAUAAUAAAUGCUGUACAGUUCCUGCUCUAUGUGACGCUGAGACCCUUCAACAAACGCCUCUACUGCAGCAUCAACUACUACCUCAUGUACUCCCUCAUGUCCCAAGUUUUGUUCCUUGCCGAGUGGUGGUCUGGCUCUGACCUGAGGGUGUUCACCUCAGAUGAGUCAUACAAGCACUGGGGCAAGGAGCAUGCACUCAUCAUCAUGAACCACACCUUCGAGGUGGACUGGCUCAUGGGCUGGAUUGUGGCUGACCGCAGUCAAACUCUUGGGUCUGCGAAAGUAUUUGUCAAGAAAAUGAUGCAGUAUGUCCCAACCAUAGGGUGGGCCUGGCGAUUCUCUGAUGCAAUAUUUUUGAAUCGCAAGUGGGAAGAAGAUAAAACUGUUAUGGAGACACAGAUCAAAGAAUUCUUUGAUUAUCCAUACCCAGUGUGGAUGCUGUUGUUUGCUGAGGGCACAAGGUUCACACCUGCCAAGCACAAAGCCAGCAUGGAGUUUGCCCGCAAGAGAGGCCUGCCGGAGCUGAAGAGACAUUUAAUUCCUCGCACUCGUGGUUUCAUCCAGUGUGUCCAGUCUCUUAAAGGAAACUUCCCUGUCAUGUAUGACGUCACUGUGGGCUUCAACACCAAGGAGGGUGUGGCACCAACCCUUCAAAACAUGCUGCGUGGAAGGAAGGUCAUGAGUGAAAUAUAUAUACGACGGAUUCCUCUCAGCGAAGUUCCGGAUGAUGAUGAAGGCGCAUCAAAUUACCUGCAUGAUUUGUACAGGCAAAAGGACAAGUUACUGGACAGCUACAUGAGGACAGGAAGCUUCACCCAAGAGAAUGAUCUGCCAAAGUACGACAGCCGUCCCAUGCCAAGGAGACCGUACUCUCUCAUCAACAUGUUGUUAUGGGCGUCCUUUGUGCUCUCCCAGAUCCUCCGCUUUUAUUACAAUCUCGUCGUCAGCGGGUCCCUCUUGUCGCUCUCCUUUGCUGUUGGCAUCGUCAUCUUUGCAUACAUCGGCCUGUACAAGAUGAUAGCACUAACAAAGAUAGAGAAGGGAUCAGGGUACGGGAGCACAGACACCAAGAAAGAAGAGUAGGUGACCUGUGUCUGUGUGAGGGAAACAGUUUCUGUUAAGGUAAGGCAUUUCAUCUCUGAGCCUCUAGGGAUUUUUUCACAUCAUUUUGUAAGCAGCGCUGUUACAAAAGUUGGUACUUGACCGAGUUGAUAGGUUCUGUGAUGUUUAUUUUUGUUUGUUUUUUGCAUUAGAAGUUGAGGAUGUUAUUGUUGACUAUUGACAACAUUUUCAUACCAGUAGAUUCCUCCACAGUCAAGUGCUGCAAUGCUUUUGUAGAUAAAUUGUUUUUUUACUAGUUUAUAUUAGGAAUUGUAUAAUUUAUAUUGUAAUGUUCCAAUUGCUCCUUAAGACCUAGGCUGAACUGAUUGGCAAUGGUCAUUAUUAUAACUAUUUAGUGCAAAGCAGAUGCAUUACAAUAGGCACAUUAUGAAUUUCUGCUGAACUAGCUGAGGUUUGGGUGUAAUGUAUCAUAAUUAUAUAAGUAAGCCAUUAGUUAUGGAAAUACAAGAGGAAACUUGAGUCUAAAAAGUUACGUUUUUAUAAAAAAAAGAUAAAUUGUUUGUAAUUUAUGUGGGAUAUUUUUUUGUUGGUUUGAAAUUGAGGAUGACCAAUAUAUUUAUAUACCAUAUAUGAUUAACUCAGGGGAUCCCAUCUGUUUAAUGGUUCUGUAGAGUGUAUCAUUGGAAGACACUGGUACUACUUGCAUGGUAUUAGUCCCACCCAAAACUAGCAUUUGCUCAUUCAUAGCACUCUGUAGGAACUAUUGCUGCUUCAGCAAUAGACAAAGCAACUUGCACUAAACCUUGUACUCCUCAAGUCAAUAAGUAUCUUAAUUCCCUGAAGAUUAAAAAUGAAGUCACCAAGAUGGGAUAGUGAAAGGUGAAUCAUUUCAAUGUGAGUUAGUUAUCAUAACAUGGCAACUCAACAACUGUAUUUCAGUCUUGUUUAUUUUUUGUUCAUUUUAUUGGUUCAGUCUUGUGAUUGGAACACUAGGUCACUGUUGGCUUGGUGACCACAGCUAUUGUGGUUUUGUGGGAUGGUGUGUGAUGAAUGAAGAUUAUAUUGUACAGUAAACUGGUGGAUUUCUUUCAAUGCAGGCCUUGUAUUGGUUGUUGGAAGUAAGUCAGUAGCAUGUUUUUGUAUUUGAAGUGAUUCAAACAAUAAUUUAUUUCUUGUAGAUAUCUACAUGAUAAUAUUCUCAGAUUAUUAAAUCAUGAGCUGAUUUUGAUUUUUUAAUCUUCAUUUAAUAUUUUAGGUUCAACUUAUGAACUUUCUCUAGUGUUCUUGUGUGAGAUUUAUAUUCUUACAAAAUUAGGAAGGCAUCUUAAGUCAUUUAUGUAUGAUUUUUAGCAUAUGAAUAGUUUGAAUUAGUAUUUUUGCAUUUCCUGAAGUUUUUAUGUAAUAGGGAUGUGCUUGUAUUAGCCAAGACAGCCAGGGGUGCUGAGGCAGCAUCAGGUGAAGGCUUAAAGUGCUGAUUUUACUUAUUCUUGUCAACAUUUGAAUGGCUGCUUCAUUUGUAACAUUGUUGUUUGUUUUUAGCAUUGCGUGAUGAGAUGCUAGACUCGGGUUGCAUUAACUCCCUGACACUGAGGAAAGACUUGCUUGUGAGUUUUUCUUUUCUUUUGCUUAAUGUGUACAGUGUGUACAAACUUUGGGCCAGUUGUUCAUGUUCAUACUUAUGAAAGGUGCACUCCAGGUCCCUAAAGUGUUAAACCAAAGACCAGUGACGUCACUGAGGCAGUGCAGGUGGUGUGCCUUCCUGCGAUGCUGUGAACAGACCAGGUUGUCUUGCAGUACCAGCAGUGACUGGCCACCUCCUUGCAGUGCUGCAGUGAGUGAGGUGGUGCUGUCCUAACUGUGUUUUAUUAUGAUAGGUAAAAUGUGUUCACUUUUCACACCUCAAAGCAAGAUGGUUAUUAAAUUUUGCUCUCUCUCUCUCUCUCUCUCUCUCUCUCUCUCUCUCUCUCUCUCUCUCUCUCUCUCUCUCUCUCUCUCUCUCUCUCUCUCUCUCUCUCUCUCUCUCUCAAUUGGUAGCUGUUACAAUGUAUAGGACUUUGUAAAAUACAGCUAUAUUUCUUUUUCAUAAGUCACAGCUGGAAGUCUGCAAAUUUAUCACAUUAUGCUUUUAUUUAUCCUGAACAUGGUUGUGUUUUACCUUCAUAUUGUGAUCCCAGAAAGACAGAUGAGGAAUAACAGUAGAGACGUAGAUCAGAGCUCGUGUGGUUGGCCAGCGUGUGAGUCGCUCUUUUGGCUGCAGAUGGGGAAAGGACUCAACUCUGCCAUUGUCACUGCAAUAAGCUGUAUAGAGUUACUAGGGUGGCGAGGUGUCAGAGCUGAGUCGAGGUGACCCAGGAGACGGUGUACAAAGCUAGUACAAAUUUGUUUGGGUCUCUGGUCUUCAUCAGCCUUCUCACACCCCGUGGAUCCCAAGCUGUUCAUUAAUUUCUUUCACACCCACAUACCACAGCUGGUGAAGGAAGAGAAGUGUUGGAUUGCUUUUCUCUCUGUGUGUAGGAUUCCAGGCAGGAUUCCACUCUGUAUAUUGAGACUUUAUUUUGGAACCAUUGUAGUAUGUUUGCAUCACUAGAGAUAAAAUUAUUGUUCCAUGUAACUGACAAGGUUAUUAUCCCCAGAAGCUUAAAUUUUUUUGUGGCAGUGUGAUAAAAAAAAUUCUUGAUUAUACAACAAAUUCCAAAUCUACAAAAUUUUUCAUUACUAUUCAUAAAAUUGAGAAGAUAACAGGCAUUGCUCCCAAGAAUGGUCACUGAAGAGGAAAAAUUAUUGUCUACCCAUCAGAUCAGUCUUAUCAAUACAUUGGAAUUUCAGCAUUUGUGAUCAUAUCUUUACCUUCCUCUAAUAUUGAGGGGUUUUGGAACUCUCCAGUUUUGUACAUAAGCCGAGGGUGAAGUUUUGUUGAGCUAGUUCCUUUUUAGUUUAUCAGAACCAUGCUGGAUUCUGUUCCUGGCGUUAUAAGACAGUCAGUCCUUUGUUGCGUGAUAUUAGCAUUAGGUCACAUUAAGUGUAAGAUCUCUACAGCGCAGUACUUGCUUUCUGUUAAAUUCUGCUUGUUCGUUUGUAGAGAAAACGUCUUUGCUUCCUCUUCCAUAGAAACGCUCACCCAAAUCGAAUCUAGAUGAAACAUAGGGAGAAGUGUAUAGAAAGAGUCAGAAGAAAUGGUUAUGUUUCCUUUAGAUCUUAAGUUACUUUUGGUUCUGAAGGCAGUGGAAGUGUAAAUCAGUGGUAGAUUGUUAGUGGGAUGCUUAAUGAGGGUGUGCCAGAACUCUACAAGGAAGGUAUAAGGUAGACGCAUACAUACAAUGUUAUCUGAGGCAUCCCAUUUUAGAAUCUGCACUGGGAACAAACUGCUGUAAAGGAACUUUUUAGUAAUACUGUUUGAAUGCUUUGUCUGACCUAGGGAGCCUAUCUGAGAAGGAGAAGAAUUAGCCUGUAUAUUUUGAAGUGGAUUACUAUUUACACUGCUUGCAAUGGAUGUAUUAUUAGAACACUUGCUAUGUACAUACGUGUAAAUAUGUGAACAGUUAUGUGGGUAUGCUUGUGUGGCAACCUUGAGUCAUACCUGAGGUCACAUUGAUAAAGCCAACACAGGAGAAAACACCUUGAAGAAUAAGUCAUAGCCAGAAGUCAAGUAACCUUCACAUUCUUUUCUCUCAAUCUUAAAUCUUCUGGUCUGUGGACAAUCUGCUGUCAAAAUCUGAAAAUAUGUUGAUUUUUUCAGCUGAUUGGGGAAUGGUAGGUGCUUGAGGGAAAUGCAGUGUGUUACCUGACUAAUGGCCAUGGCUGUACAAUGUAUCCCGGUGACCAUGGGAAGGUAGCAUCCUCGUGUGCCAUAAAGCAUCAGAUAAUAACAUAGCCAAGUUGUAAUAAGUGAAGUUCAAAGAGUCAUCAGUCAUCACACAGCAAUAAAGUAAUAGAUGAUACUAAGAAAUUAUACGCGAAUUGAAAAAAAGCUCAACAAACAUUAAAUUACAAGAUAAGAGGACAAAAAAUGUGCAAUAAGUAAAGUUUGAAGAGCGUCAUCACUCAGCAGUAUAAUGGGGCAGAGGAAAGGAAUCAAAUCUCAGACAGCUAGUAGAAGCAAGGCGUGCACACAAAUACACAAUGUCCAGCGUUGAUAAGUGGGUGUGACUAAAAGAUCUUGAUAAUGAGAAUUACACACACACACACACACACACUUUUCAGGGGUCAGCUUUGUUGUGGAAGGAAAUUUGUCACGUUUUCAUUGAGGCUGAGUAUAUAUUAUUGUAUAUUAUUUAUUUAUUUAUUUAUUUAUUUAUUUAUUUAUUUAUUUAUUUACCUGUCUAUUUAUUGAUAUAUACUGCUUCUCUGUAAGUAUUGUCAGAUUCAUAGACACUGCACAGUUUUACACCAGUGUCAUAUAAGAUUCAUUCACCUUGUUGGUCUUGAUUAGUACUAUAAUCUGUGGAGGAGGAAGGAGAAGGGGAAGAGCAAUGGUGCAAUAAUAAACACUACUGAGGUAGCUUGCCAUUGUAUUUGCAGUGCUUUGAAUUCUCUAUCUCCUCAUCCUUCUGUCCCCACAAACAGUGAUGAUGGACAGUACUAAUUUUUAAUACACACACACACACACACACACACACACACACACACACACACACACACACACACACACACACACACACACACACACACACACACACACACACACACACCAGGGUAAAUUACUAAGCUCAAACAAACUGUUCUUCCUUGUGAGCUGAGCUGCCAAAACUCUUAUCUUCUAGGAACAAACCAAGCUGUGUAGCUUUGUAGUUCCAUUGUCAUACUUACCCUCUUAUUAAUAGUUAUAUUGGGUCACUUUGAAGAUGUAGUUUUCAUGUAUUGCAUUGUUCAAGAAUUACUCUGUGAUUUUGAUUGGUACUCAUAUUCAUUGGUAUUGGAAAAUUACGUCUUACUGUGUCAUUUUCAACAUUUUGCAUUCAGUAACAUUAUACUGGAAGUCUGAAUUAAAAUCUUAGUUAUUUUUUUCAGUUUCAUAGGUAUGUAUUGCUUUUACUGUUUGUGUGUGGACAGUUUUAUAGUGACGAGUGGUGUGUGAUAAAUGGGAUGUGGUUACACUCAGCAGACAUUGCCAUGGUGUGCCCCUCAUAACAGAUGGAGUGUGGCGAAACAUUACUGUGUAGCUAGUACAUCUGGUUGCUUCAUCACCAUCUAAUACUAGCACUUGUCAUCGCCUUCAGGUGGAGGUAAAGGUUGGCAGAACAAAUCCAUGCAUAGAUGUGGUGUAUAAUUUUUUUUCUUUUGAGUCUUACUUUAGUUGUUUUAGACUCCAGAAAAAAAUCCUAAUUCACACAUAGCAGGAAUUGAUGCCAUGUGUCAGUUUUUAUCAUCAAGUAAAUCAUUGCCCAGCAAGUCAUGGUACCAGAUAUUUCCUCUGCUCUAGAGUUUAGAAGGCAAGUUAGUGCAUGAGAGUUUUAUAAUUAUUCUGAUUAGAGAUGCUGCUACACCUGGCUAUACCAUUUUUAACAUUUCUAUUGUAAAUGAUUAUACCACUGCUAAAUUAUUAUUUUUUGCUUAAACUAUCCAGCAAUUCUGACAUAGCUAGACUACUAGACUGUCACAAGGGUGCAUCUCCCUCAUAACUUAGCUCACAACAUUUUAAAGAAGUCUUGCCUCGUCCCAUAAGGCAUCAAGGCAGAGUCCUCAGCUUCCAAACCGGCUUAACAAUAACAGUAGCAACACACAGCAACUUGACAAAGGUCAGCACUUGACACCCACUCUACUCACCAGUCCAUCUUCCAUCUUCCCCCAGUUCCCUUCACAGCAAGUACAGCUUAUCUCCUCCCUCCCUCCUCCCUCUCCUCAACCUUGCUCACAUUCUCAUCAUGAGCAUUAUCCAUACACUCGUCAGAAUAGAACACAAGGAAACUCUUGCCUAACAUAAAUAUUACAACUAGUUUGUGCAAUACAGAUAUUGAUGGAUCAGCAGAUAAAGGGCCUUCACAAAAUAUUGUUUCUGGCAACAUUAAGAUACUUCCAUACUUUUUAGUAAUACAUAAUUGAUUUCUGCUAAUGUUGCAUAUAAAAUUUUAAUGAGAGUAUAAUUGUAUCUUCAAAAUUUAGUUUCUUUGAAUUUGGUGUUUUAUCAUAAAUUUGUGUUGAUAGUUGAGGUGUUUGUACAAUAGUGGUGGAGUGUUCAGAGCUGCCUUGUCUCAAUGAAGAGUUCAUGAGCUCAGUAAGUGAAGAGUCAGGAAAGUAUCCAAAAGUUGUCCAUCAACAUGUUAUCUUGUUUCAGUUUAUGACAUUUCAAUUAGUUGUUUAUUGAGGUACUAUCACAUUAAGGUAUCUAGCUAUCGGUGUGUGUUACUCCCACAGCAGGCGGCCUCCUCAACACGUGAGGCAGCACAAGGCAGUCAGGAUGGUCAAAAGACUGAAAGUAAAGAAAUUUAAGCUUGCCAACUUUAACGGAAGCUUCAAUUACAAUGAAUAUUAAAAGACUAAUGUGAUUUUGGAAAAUAUGUAAGUUUUUCUGAAUAUCUAUUGCCUUGAUAUCUCCAUUUGUUCAUAGUCUUUAAUUUUUUAUUGAUAUGUAUAAAAUGUGAAUGUAACAGGACAUUUUGAAUGAGAUGUAUAAUAUACAGUAAUUGUGUUUUGCCUCUUGUAAUUUUUGUAUUUAACAUUCCAUCAGUGUAAUGAAGUGACCACCGGGCAGCACUAGUUUGAUAUUACGUCUUUACAAGACGCUUGAGUUGCUGCUUUACAAACAGAGGUGCAGCAUUAAGACGUCUCAUCAUGCACAAAGUCUGUGCCCGGAAAGGAAGAGUACAUCUAAGAGUACUUUAGUUUUCUCAACACAGUACUUUUGUAAAGACAGUCAUGGGUAGAGAUAUAUUCUUGAUCAUUGACCUGUUAUUGCAUGGUGAAAGAUUUAUCUAAAGUUGGCAUUUCUGUGCCUCUCAAACAUUACCUAUUUUUCUUCAAAUUGAUAUUUUUUACAGUGUUUGUACACAGACUUUUCCUGGCAGGGUUUGCAGUUUGCAUCCACAACAUACAGAAGUUAUUUCUCUACAAGAGACUGUAUCUUGAUCCAGUACAGAUAUGUACCACAAGUACUUUAGUGGUACAGGUCCUGCUGUACACAGGUGAUGCAGCAAACUUCCAGAGCCAUCCUUUCAUAUCAAUACUUAUUAUAUGAUUAGUAAUUUAGUGCAACAUAUAUAUUUUAGUAAAUUCCUUUUCAAAGUUCAAAAUCUCUCCAUCCUGUGUUCUGUGGAAGAUUGGAGCAUGGAGGACGACAACUUACUGUACUACUGGCCUUGUGCUCGAUGUCUCAUCAACAAAAUGUGGAGUGGAAGGAAUUCCCCAAGAAAAGCUCACAACCACUAUAGUCAGGCUUUGUUAUGAAGGUACAAUCUGAACAAAGAGAAUAGGUUUAGUUGAUAGCCUUAUUAUGACAUGAGGAUAGAUUAAGGACAUUGUAGUCACUGUGUUUAUCUUCUACAAAAGUGUGCCAUCAUUGAGUUGUGCAGGCCGAGCAUGGUUGUGCACUGAUAUCACCCUGUAGCUGUGUAGUAAAUGGAUUCCUUCACUGUGACAAGAAUUACUGAACUAAAAGUUGUGAUGAAAGUUUGUUUCUUAGUACUUAGGAAAUGCUCAAAAAUAAGCCAAUUAGGUAAUCCAUAUAAAAUCUUCCAGCUUUUCCUUAUUGUGAAGUUGUUUGUAGAGGGUAAAGUGAUCAUGAAAACUAGAAAUAAGGGCAGUCACUUGUUUUGUUUGCUGAGCUUGGAAGUCACCUUGAGUCCAGCUUGAGUGUUUUGUCUAUUGGUUGGUAACAACUUAACAAUUGUCUCUUUUUGCCACUGUGUGUGUACAGGAUUAGUGAGGAUUGUCUCUUGAGUGUCAAAAGGUGGCCAUUUACUUGAUUGUUUGCUCUUCGGCAGAAACCAUCGACAGUCAUUUAAUGUGAAAAGGAACUUAUUUACUGUAUAUGUAAAUAUUUUAUACAGAAUAAAGUUUCCACAUUGUUGCCCA